Molecule: messenger RNA, 2908 nt
Organism: Capra hircus (goat)
Lineage: Eukaryota; Metazoa; Chordata; Mammalia; Artiodactyla; Bovidae
Gene: ATP6V1B2
Product: ATPase H+ transporting V1 subunit B2
Exons: 14
Coding region: 55-1590 (511 amino acids)
Biological process (GO): proton transmembrane transport; ATP metabolic process
Cellular component (GO): proton-transporting V-type ATPase, V1 domain
Molecular function (GO): proton-transporting ATPase activity, rotational mechanism; ATP binding
Source: RefSeq, a predicted model, not a curated record
AUAUCUGCGCCUGCGCGGUGCCGCUGCGGGGCCAGUCGGGACGGAGGAGACAAGAUGGCGCUGCGGGCGAUGCGGGGGAUCGUGAACGGGGCCGCGCCUGAGCUACCAGUACCCACCAGCGGGCCCCUGGCGGGGUCUCGAGAGCAGGCGCUGGCAGUUAGCCGGAACUACCUCUCCCAGCCUCGUCUCACAUACAAGACAGUAUCAGGAGUUAAUGGUCCACUAGUGAUCUUAGAUCAUGUUAAGUUUCCCAGAUAUGCUGAGAUUGUGCACUUAACACUACCUGAUGGGACGAAGAGGAGCGGGCAAGUUCUAGAAGUUAGUGGUUCCAAAGCUGUGGUUCAGGUAUUUGAAGGGACUUCAGGUAUAGAUGCCAAGAAAACGUCCUGUGAGUUUACCGGAGAUAUUCUCCGAACGCCAGUGUCUGAGGAUAUGCUUGGUCGGGUAUUCAAUGGAUCAGGAAAACCCAUUGACAGAGGUCCUGUUGUCCUGGCUGAAGACUUCCUUGACAUCAUGGGCCAGCCAAUCAACCCUCAAUGUCGAAUCUAUCCAGAGGAGAUGAUUCAGACUGGCAUUUCGGCCAUAGAUGGCAUGAACAGUAUUGCUCGGGGACAGAAGAUUCCUAUCUUCUCUGCUGCUGGCUUACCGCACAAUGAGAUUGCAGCUCAAAUCUGUCGCCAGGCUGGUUUGGUAAAAAAAUCCAAAGAUGUAGUGGACUACAGUGAGGAAAAUUUUGCAAUUGUAUUUGCUGCUAUGGGUGUAAACAUGGAAACUGCCCGGUUCUUCAAAUCUGACUUUGAGGAAAAUGGCUCAAUGGACAACGUCUGCCUGUUUUUGAACUUGGCUAAUGACCCAACUAUUGAGCGAAUCAUCACUCCUCGAUUGGCUCUAACCACGGCCGAGUUCCUGGCCUAUCAGUGUGAGAAACAUGUAUUGGUUAUCCUAACAGACAUGAGUUCUUACGCUGAAGCACUUCGAGAGGUUUCAGCAGCCAGGGAAGAGGUUCCUGGUCGACGAGGUUUCCCAGGUUACAUGUAUACAGAUUUAGCCACAAUAUAUGAACGCGCUGGUCGAGUGGAAGGUCGAAAUGGCUCUAUUACUCAAAUUCCUAUUCUCACCAUGCCUAACGAUGAUAUUACUCACCCAAUCCCUGACUUGACUGGAUAUAUUACAGAGGGGCAGAUCUAUGUGGACAGACAGCUACACAACAGACAGAUUUACCCACCCAUUAAUGUGCUGCCCUCCUUGUCGCGGUUGAUGAAGUCUGCUAUUGGAGAAGGCAUGACGAGAAAGGAUCACGCCGAUGUGUCUAACCAGCUGUAUGCAUGCUAUGCUAUUGGUAAGGAUGUGCAAGCCAUGAAAGCUGUCGUUGGAGAGGAAGCCCUUACCUCAGAUGAUCUUCUUUACUUGGAAUUUCUGCAGAAGUUUGAGAGGAACUUUAUUGCUCAGGGUCCUUACGAAAACCGCACUGUGUAUGAGACUUUGGACAUUGGCUGGCAACUGCUCCGAAUCUUCCCCAAAGAAAUGCUGAAGAGGAUCCCUCAGAGCACCCUGAGCGAAUUCUACCCUCGAGACUCUGCGAAGCAUUAGCUGCUACUUCAUCGCUGGCUCGAUGCUCUUGUGAAGUACUGGUUCUAUUUUCUUUAUUCCUUUUGCACUCCCCCAUCCCCACCUUUGUGUUGGAGUUUACUGUGUUACCCUGUAAUUAAAAACGAAGACUAGGUAACAUACUGUGCCAGUGUUGCAAUGUUUUAAACUGCUAACAGACUUUAAAAUAUCCCCUGUUUAGAAAAACCUGGAUCCUUCCAACGCUUUCUUUAAAGCAGCUGAGAGUUGGAGGUGGAGUUUUUCGUCGAUGUGUGUAUUUGUACAUAGUGGUGUACCUGACUGCCUAGUGUCCUCAUUAUUGGGGUCUCUUAGCCCUUGCCUCUCCACCCUGGCAAUAGUAUCACUAUCUGAAGUUACAGUGCUUUGGUCUCCGAGCUAGGGACAAGAGAGGGGUCUGAAAGACACUUCUCAGAGCCAAGAGGCUUUCCUGAGCGCUGGUUUUAGAUUUUGGUAUGCCUCGGGGUCUGUGCCGCUGCUCUCAGCAGAUGGUUUUUACUGCCCGCCUGCUCUUUCCUGUCUAAUAGAUACAUUAGAAAAGGAGUUUCCUUUUCCUCUUUGGUAUGGAUUAUCUUCAACCCCCGUGUCUUACUGCUCUUCCUCCCUAUGAGUAACACAGAAUCAUGCCACUUUUGCCCUGCUGGCAUCGCUCUGAGCAGCAAGAUGCCCUGUCCUCAUGAUCCUUACUGGGUUUCCAUGCAGAAGAAUCAUCAUUACAAUAAUUAAUAGAACUGUUGUUUGGAAAGAGUUGGGGUACAAUUUUUUUUAAAGUAAAAAAAAAAAAUCCUUUCUACAUUUGGACAUGCCAACAGUGGUUUUAAGUUUGUAGAAUGUUGACCAGAUGCUAAAAAGGCAAGUGGGGAAGAGAAAGCACUUCUGUUUAUGGAUUUUUUAAUUUAAUGUACGGAUAUUUUAAACUCUGUUAGAUAGUAGCCUUUGGGAAAUCCCCUGUUCGGUCCUGCUUUUCGACCUCUUUGCCUUUUCAGGGUAAUCUUGUGGCACAAGUGACAGCAUUAAGAGCUUUAGCCUUUUAAUUCCUCUUCCUUCCUGCUGCGAGCCCUGAGCUGUCUUCUAUGCACUUCUGACAUGUCUACUGUUGGGUCUCUUUGUGUUCUCUGUUCCUUGGGUGCAAUAGCAGCUUCUCUGUGCAUUCCAUCUUUCUUUCAAGUUGUGUAAAGUUCUUCACUUUUUUCUCUGAAGGUGUCGGGGGUGGGGGUGGGGGAGGUCAGCAUGAUUAUAUUUUAAUGUAGAAAAUGUGACCUGGAUAUAAAAUGAAAAUAAAUAUUAAAUUAAAUGAAAGUUA